UCUCUCAGCAUGUGAUAAGUUAGGUUCAAUAUCAAGGAAUCAUGUUCAAGAAAUUUGUCUAUCUGGAGAUAAAACUAGCAUUGCUCAAGAGUUUAAAGAUGUUUUUGAGGGUGAAGGUUGUUUUCCUACCAAGUACUCUAUCAAAAUAAAAGAAGGGUCUAUCCCAACUUCAAAACCUCCAAAUAGGCUGCCAAUUAAGAUGCAAAGCAAGGUAAAAGAAGAAUUAGAGAGGUUGUGUAAAGAAAAUAUUAUUUCAAAAGUAGAAAAGCCCAGUACAUGGGUAAACAAAAUGGUUGUAGUUGAAAAAAGUAAUGGCUCUAUAAGAAUUUGUUUAGAUCCUUAUGAAUUGAAUAAGUGUACAGUAAAGCAAUAAUUUUCUAUUCCAACAGUUCAAGACUUAUCAGCUAAGCUAAAUGGAGCAAAAUGGUUUUCAACUUUAGAUUUAAAGGAUGGCUUUUGGCAAAUUGCAUUACAUGAGAAGAGCUCUGAUUAUUGUUCUUUUGGAACAAUGUUUGGAACAUACAGAUUUAACCGUUUACCUUUUAGUCUCAACAUAUCAGACUAUGCCGGUGGCGUUCUUGCUCAUGAAGAGGAGAAUGGAGGACAGCUACCGGCGCAUGCUGUAUUAUAUGCGCGAAAACUUCCUCACUUGUAAUUUUCUGUCAAUCACCACCCACUUCAAAGUCGGACUGGUGAAUGCCGUCAGGGUGGUAUUCCCAGAGGCGCAGCAUUUAGGAUGCUGUUUUCACUUCUGCCAAUCGAUUUGGCGGCACGUGGUGGCUGAAGGCCUUAUGGCCUCAAUAUGUGCUGACUUCGAAGUGAAAAAAGGUGUGAAGAUGCUCAUGGCUCUUCCUCACUUGCCACCACACCGAGGGCCCUCUCACGAUGACCGGGUCCCUCCUUAUGACAUUGCUGACGGUCUGAAUACCAUCAGCAAUUACAUCGAUGAGGGAAGCCUGGAUCAGGUAAUGGGUGGGGGUGAUUGGCGUGGAAAGCCUGUCGACAUUUCAGACGCCUCGCAGAUGGAACAACCACUUGGAGAGUUUUCACUCGAGGAUGCUGGCCGCCGUCGGUGUUCGGUGUCAAUCUAGACAUCUGGAGCUUCGUAAGACGACUCUGCAUCAUCGAAGAUAGAGUGUUCGGGAAUCUGCAGAGGAUGGAUCGUGGCAAUUGCCAGAGGAUCCGAAGUAGGAGUGGCCCCGAAAACGACUCGGACACAAUCCGAUCAAUGCUAUGGAGAUUCAUGCGCCAAGAGGUGACAAUAAUAAAUUUCCUAGCGCUGCUUGGACAUUGUGCUGACAAUAUUCUGACAUGGGCCUCCAAUGUGGUCAUAAAUGUAUGUGCGCUGCAUGCGCAAAUCAAAACAGGCUGCAAAAUAUAAACCUUCCCCGCUGCCCUCUGUGCAAUCAGAUGAGUACGCAAUACACACGGGCAUGGUUCCAGUGGCAGUAAUCUUUGUGAUCGUUUUUUUUCUUUCAUUUUCAUUCAUUUUAUUGCACACAGUUGAUUGUUAUGUAAAUAUUCAGUUUUUCUUUGUAAAUAUGUAUGUUCUUUUUUGUACAUUUUAAAUGCGAUGUAAAUUUUCUAUGUAUUUAUAUGUAAAUGUUCUCUAUUAUCUACUAUUAUUGAUCGAGCUUAGCAAAGUAGUCCGUCCAGUCACUAUAUACAUUGGUACAUGCAAUUUAUAUUGUAGCUCUGAUUUUUUAAUAUAUUAUUUGGGUACAUAAGAGAAGUCCAGAACCAA
This is a messenger RNA of Nilaparvata lugens (brown planthopper), 1744 nucleotides long. RefSeq lists its product as uncharacterized. Bases 450 to 1091 code for a protein of 213 amino acids. NCBI's taxonomy places the organism in Eukaryota, Metazoa, Arthropoda, Insecta, Hemiptera, Delphacidae. The record is from RefSeq and is a predicted model, not a curated record. The transcript has 4 exons.